AUGGCUGCAGCGCGUCGACAGCCCUCUGUGCAGAUUUUUCAGGACCCUGUACUACCUCACGAUCACCACGAAGUCAACGCAUACGACCCACGAUACCUAGACAGCUUCGUAUCCAUUACCGACGUGUCAAACGACUCCCACACGCUCCUUGCACCACCAGAAGACUCCACCAGCGAGCUUUCACCACGCAAGACCCGACACAUCUCCAGCUCACCCCCGCCCAGCGCCCUUGCUGAGAAGGGCCUCAACGCCGUUUCACUACCGCCACCAAAGGAGCAGAAUUUCUCCACUGACGCACUCACAAAGAAGGCACAACUGCCCAUCCCAGAGCAAGCGCAAGCAAUGGCGGGUGAAGCACAGUACUGGACUAGCUUUCCGUCCCAGACGGAUAAAGAGAACGCGUGUUCCUACUCGGAACCCGUAUUAUCCGCCCUAUCCGCUGCAGAACCGCCGACAAAGCAAGAAUCCAAGCGCCUGUUCGCAGACACCGCACCUCUACGCGAUCGCAGUAAGAAGCAGAAGGUCAAAGAAGUUGUCAAGGUUGAGGAGGUGGACGGGCCCCUGCCGCAUCCAGAGCAGAUGCCCAGUGUCGAGGACGAUGGAAACAAGCCCACCUACAGCUACGCAAUGCUCAUUGGCAUGGCCAUCCUGCGGGCGCCAAGCCGUCGGUUGACUCUGGCACAGAUAUACAAGUGGAUCUCCGACACCUUUGUCUUCUACCGUAACUCUCAGGAGACGGGCUGGCAAAACAGCAUUCGUCACAAUCUCAGUCUGAGCAAGUCGUUCUCUAAGCAAGAGCGCCCCAAGGACGAUCCUGGAAAAGGCCACUACUGGGUCAUUAACCCUGGAUUCGAGAAGCAGUAUCACAAAAUCAAGCCCGUUCGCCGGCCUGCCAACCCUGAUGGCUUCCUCCCAGCAUAUCCUGGCGAGCUGCCACGGUCGACCACAUCCAUGUCUGCUAGCUUCCCACCAAUGAGCUCGACCAAGGGUUUUGACUCGAGUAAAUUUCCUGAAGAGGCGGAGCUACCAUCCUCAGAUGCUACCAUUCCAUGCUCAGACCCCACCGCCCAUGACGGACACGACCCCCUUAGCAUGCCUCCACCACGCCAGAUGCCCUCCUCACCACCGCCAGUUGAUAUCCAUUCGUCACCACCACCACCCGUCUCACGCCCGCGCUCGGCUCGUGAAGAUACGCCACCGCGUGCUCCACGCUUCCCCACCAACAGUCGGUCCGGAGGGCGAAAGCGCAAGUUCAAUGGUCUUGGUGAUAGUGGCUACUAUUCGUCCAUCGAGUCGUCUGCGAUCAAGGGCAACCCACUUGGCCCACUACUCACUUCGGAAGCAGAUGUUGAUCGCCCCAACCUCAAGCGUGGACGUGCUGAAGAGGAAAUCGCUCGCAUCCGUGGUUCCUCUUAUGACUCUCCUUCAAAGACUAGACCCUACAUGAAGCAGCCUAGCAAUGCUCAUCUCAUCUCUUCGCCAUUUCGCCGGGCUGACAAGACGGAUGGUCCUCUUACUCCAGCCAUUGUGUUCAAGCGCCCUGCUCUUCCACCGGCUUCUGCAUCCCCGAACACCAAUUUGCGAAAUCACCGAAACAAGAUGCGAGAGCUUGUUGGGGGCUCGCCAGAUAAGAGCUUGGCCAUGUGGGUCGACACGUCCUUCCUUGACAACAAGACCUGGAGCCCGGCGGUGUCGAUCCCGAACGAGGAGAGUGUCAAUCUUGUCGGACAAGGCUUCGAGAGCACCUUUGACAUCUUUGGCGACUUCAAUUACAAUGAGAGCCCAAUCAAGCGCAGCGCUAGUAAGCGUCCACGACUGGAGCGCGCUGCCACCACGAGCGGCAUACUCGCUGAUAUCACUGGUUCAAAGGGCAAGAUGACCAACUCGCCCACUCCCAACUGGAAGCUGUCGUCCUCGUUCCUCAACAUACCUAACCUAUCGCCAGCCAAGAACUUUUCGCCGCUCAAGGCCCCCAUGUUGAAGCCUCCUACUUCGAAUCCAGUCUUGGAAUUCGCUCUUCCAAAUGCCAACAAGGAGAAUGGACAUUCCGGCCUGACUCCUCCGAAGUCACUCAGCGCUUCUACCACCCAGCAGCAGCAGGAUGAUGAGGACAUCUUUCACCUUCUUCACAGCGAUGAGUCGGAGCCCGGCAUUGAUCUGCUGCAAGGUUUCGAAAAGAUCGGAGCUAGGACGUCUGCUGUUGCCCCUAACGGAUCACCGCAGAAGGUGUCACGGCCGGGCAUGACUCGCAGCUCUACUGUUCGGUUCUGA
Molecule: messenger RNA, 2271 nt
Organism: Cucurbitaria berberidis CBS 394.84
Lineage: Eukaryota; Fungi; Ascomycota; Dothideomycetes; Pleosporales; Cucurbitariaceae
Product: forkhead box protein J2
Exons: 1
Coding region: 1-2271 (756 amino acids)
Biological process (GO): regulation of transcription by RNA polymerase II
Molecular function (GO): RNA polymerase II cis-regulatory region sequence-specific DNA binding; DNA-binding transcription factor activity, RNA polymerase II-specific
Source: RefSeq, a predicted model, not a curated record